Messenger RNA from Anopheles nili, 4082 nucleotides. Its product is annotated as alanine aminotransferase 1. The coding region runs from base 287 to 1930 and encodes 547 amino acids. The record is from RefSeq and is a predicted model, not a curated record. Gene Ontology annotation, molecular function: L-alanine:2-oxoglutarate transaminase activity; pyridoxal phosphate binding. The transcript is spliced from 4 exons. Gene Ontology annotation, biological process: biosynthetic process. Lineage: Eukaryota; Metazoa; Arthropoda; Insecta; Diptera; Culicidae.
UGUCUACGAGAACCGUUUGAUAAUCCCCGUGAGUGGCCGCUAGGCGUGAGCGACGUGAGAGUCGUGAUAGACGCGAGAGAAAUACGCACGGAGCGUGAGAGCGCGAAAUCUGACAGCGUGAGACCGUACCGUUGACGGUUGGGUAGUUUGUUGACGGUUCGCGCCGUACGGGUGGUGGGAAGGACACCCGUUUUGCGUCGUGUUGUUGUUGUUGCUGUUGCUGUUGGAGCAGCACGCCCCAUUCGCUAGAAAAGGAGAACCCAGCGCACGCCAACCAAACGCCAACAUGUCGCUCAGUCUUAUGCUAACGCUCUGUCAGCGGAGUGCCACCGCGAGCUCACGGGGCCUCCUAUUCCGGCCGGGCAGUGUCAGGAACGUCAGACCAGCGGCCACAGCAGCACAGCAACACCAGCAACCGCAUCAUCCAGCAGUGUCGCCGAUCAACCCGCAGCAGUCCCGCACGAUUCGAACGAUGGCGUGCGUUCAGCAGCAGCACCGGUGCGUCUCGAUUGACAACAUCAACCCGGCAAUCAAAACGAUGGAGUAUGCCGUCCGUGGACCGCUCGUCAUCCGUGCCGGUGUCAUCGAGAAGGAGCUGGAGCAGGGAGCGGAUAAACCGUUCAAGGAGGUGAUCCGCGCCAACAUUGGGGACUGUCACGCGAUGGGCCAACCGCCGAUUACCUUCAUUCGACAGGUACUCGGUCUUGUGUCCUAUCCGCCGCUUUUCAAAGAUCCAAGCAUCCCAGAGGAUGUGAAGCAGCGAGCCCGUGACAUCCUGGAUGGCUGCAAGGGUGGCUCGGUCGGUUCGUACUCCGAUUCCGCCGGUAUUGAGGUGAUCCGGCGACACGCGGCAGAAUACAUCGAGCGCCGUGAUGGUGGCAUCCCUGCUGACUGGCAGAACAUCAUCCUAUCUGCGGGAGCGUCCGGUGGUAUCAAGGUUUUGAUGGCACUGCUUCGCUGUCCGAUCGACGGCAAGAAGCCAGGUGUGAUGAUCCCGAUCCCGCAGUACCCACUGUACUCGGCCACGAUCGCUGAGUUCGAUAUGGAGCAGAUUGGCUACUAUCUGGAUGAAGCGAACAAGUGGGGUCUGGACAUCAAAGAGCUCGAACGGUCACUGGCUGAAGCCCGCAAGGUGUCGGCUCCUCGCAUCUUGGUAGUCAUCAACCCUGGCAACCCGACCGGCCAGGUGCUGUCCCGCGAGAACAUCGUGGACAUUAUCAAGUUUGCGCAACGCGAACGGCUGGUCCUGUUCGCUGACGAGGUGUAUCAGGACAACGUGUACGAGGCGGGCUCAAAGUUCCACUCGUUCAAGAAGGUGAUGAUGGAGAUGGGCGAACCGUAUAACAAGAUGGAGCUGUGCAGCUUCAUGUCCUGCUCGAAGGGAUACAUGGGCGAAUGUGGCAUCCGUGGUGGAUACGCCGAGAUCGUCAACCUUUGCCCCGAGGUGCGCCUGAUGCUACUGAAGUGCAUUUCAGCUCAACUAUGCCCGACAACGGCUGGCCAGGCCGUGCUCGAUUGCGUCGUUAACCCACCGCGCAAGGGCGAACCGUCGUAUGAGCUGUUCGCAAAGGAGAAACAGGAUGUGUUGGAUUCGCUGCGUGAACGAGCUGAGCUGGUCGCACGCACGUUCAACUCGAUCGAGGGUUUCUCGUGUAACCCGGUACAGGGUGCUAUGUACGCUUUCCCACAAAUUCGGCUGCCCGCGAAGGCGCUCGAGGCGGCCAAGAAGGAGGGCAAACCGGCCGACACAUUCUACGCAUUCCAGCUGCUCGAAGAAACCGGUAUCUGCAUUGUGCCCGGUUCCGGCUUCGGACAACGCCCUGGCACGUAUCACUUCCGCACCACGAUCCUGCCCCAGCCGGAGAAGCUGAAGGAGAUGCUCGGUCUGUUCAAGUCCUUCCACGAGAAGUUCUUGCUGAAGUACAAGUAAAAAGCGACCGCGUGAUGGCAGCAACAGAUCUGGAGUGGAUGCAGCAGAGGAGCUAAGGAGUCAUGGAGCAGCGGCAUACAUUUAGAUCGCAAAACCCCCCGUUGUUAGACUAGCACAUACGCCUCGCGUACCAGACGAACGAAGAGGAGACCGUAUCACAUAUCGCGCUGGUUGAUGUUCAUGAUGAAUGGCAAGAACGGUUGCAGGAGAGAUAUCCUCAUCGAAUGGCGAGCCAGAUUUCUUUGUUUUCUUUUCGUUUCGUGUAUUCAUAGCAAAAACUCUACUAUUUCAAAGCAAUCAAAUUGCAGUAUAUCUCGGCAUGAGUGUGAAAGCCUUUGGCAAAAUGAAAUUAGCAGGCAGGCAGGCGUGUCUGGCGCUCUGUUGGAUGGAAGUAGGUAGAUAGGUGAGAACGAGAGAAAGGCACACAAAAUAAGCUACGGCAUGUUCUUCGCAAUUGCUAUUAAUGUUUACUCGUUGUUGUUAAUCAGGAUCGUAUCCGAAUGGGACGCUGCUGUUGCUGCUUUUCGAGAGGAACGUCCCUUUUCCGCGGCUUCAAGUCCGGCUGUUGGUUUAGCGUGUGCGUGUUUAUGAUAAUUAUUUAUAAAUUACAGUAAGCAUUGCACCACCUUUCGUUUUGCGCACUGAUGUGGUUUGAUUUCAGCUCGUAAUAGUUGAUAUACUGGGAAUCCAACGUCACAGAGAAAGCACAGCUUCUCCUCAAAAAAAAAAAUGCUAAGCAUAGAUAACUUUAGUUCGCUUUUAAAUACAUCACUCGACUUUUUGCAAACGGUACACUUUUGAGGAAGUAGCCUCCAAAUAGGUAUUUUAAAACAGCAUUGUUAGUUUAGUUGAGUUUAUUCUCCUCUAGCCACGGGCGACGCCGUUGCCAAACUAAAUGGGGCAAAUAUUAAACAAAACAAAAACGCACGUAUUGUGAUGAUUAUUGGUAAUCGGAAAGGCAGCAAAGCGGAAAUCCCUUAUUCGGAAAAGCAUAUAAAAAACGGAAUCCUUAUAUAAAUAAUUAAACCGUGAAAAAUCGGCAUUAGCUUAUACAUUGACGGCAAUUAAUCGGUAAAAAGUAAAAAAAUUGCAUCCCAUCGGACGGUGGUCAAUCGCUUGCCUCUUCCUUUCGGCUAAGAUUCGAAUUCGUAUUUGCUGCGAGUGAUUGAGAGAGAAAAGGACAAGAAAGGCGAAUGUAGUGUUUUUGUUCGUUGAUAUUGUUGUCCGGUUUGUGCUAUGUGUGGUAAGAUGGUUCAGAAAAAGGAUGUUUAGGAGAGAGGCGAGUACUAGCGAAGCAUGAAACCCCCCUCGAUGGUAUCCCCAGGCGUUGUGGUAGAACACAUAAAUUAGCUUGUUGAAGAUGACGGAAACAGGAGAACCACGACAACCAAAUUGGCAGCCAAUAAUUCUGAGACAAUAAUUUUUCCCUCGAAGCGACGCAGGAGCAAAACGAGAACGCAUAUUUUAUCGAAAUAUAGUCUAAUGUUCGGUAGUGGCAGGUCGAAGAAGGCGAAAAGAGAUCGAAGGAGACCUUCUGGUUUCUUUCGUAAAGAGGAAAGCAGUUUUUUUUGCACUCAAGCCCUACGUAGAAGUUCCGAUAAUCACGCGAAUCGUGCACCAUGUCAUUCCUUAUCGCGUUUUUGAUUCUCUCGCUCGACAUUAGCGUUCAGUUUGAUAAAAAUUCACGUCUUAUCAUGAAAAACGAAACAUCCUUGCGGACUCGCACGAGCUCAGCGAAUUACUGCCGGUUUAUAGUAACGAUAUCGGCUCGCGUAAAUCGAUAAGCCACUCUGAAGUUCCAUAAGAACAAAACAUCCUUCGCUCAUCAGAAUCAGAACAUAGUCUUCGUACGCAAUUACAUUGCUCAUGGCGCGUGUAUAUUCACAUCACAAAACGACGCAGCAAAAAGGUGUGCCAAAAGAGGAUCUCUCCAGGAAUCUCUUCCCACCUUCUGGAGGGAAAUAAUCGCUCAUGUGGGGAUGCUAUUCCUCUUGCAAAAACACGUUCCAGCAGGUGGGUGAGAACCAUCGCACAUCACAUCAUGGAAAUGUUACAACCGAUCGGUUUGAUUUAGGCCCUCGAUCGAUAUUAACGUCUACCGUUUAUGCAGCAAUACAUUGCCGAAUACAACAAUAUAAAGAACCGCACCUCA